CCUUAUUAAAAAAAAAAAACCAAUGACAGCAAUAAUAGACCGAGAGGAGGAAAAAAAGAAAGAGAAGACGACGAUAAACUCUCAUCAAAUCGAGGUCGGUUGUAGCCACUCCGGUGUUCCAAUUUCGGAUUUAAUUAGUUUCGUUUCUGUUUAGCGAUUUUCUUCAAUAUCUCGAGGGUUUUAGCAAUUCAUGCCAUGGAAGAGAGGUUGAGUUCAUCAACAACAAUCCACUCUUCCAAUAUAGGGUUUCAGCUAUUGAAGAAGCAGGGUUGGAAAGAAGGCACUGGGCUUGGAAUCUCUGAGCAGGGUAGAUUAGAACCUGUGGAAACUCAUGUGAAGAAUAAUAAGCGAGGUUUGGGAGCAGAUAAAGUGAAGAAAAAGAUAGUGAAACCUGAUCGUGGUGCUGAUUCCUCUAAAGGAGACAAUAAGCUGGAAGAUUUGUCUAAAAAGAAAACCAAAGCACUUUCUAAACGGAUGAGAAAGAUGCAGGAGUUAGAAAAGAAGAUGCAGGAGAAGGAAUUUGAGCGCGCUUUCUUUAGAGAGUUCUGGCCUGACAAUGUAUGAGAAUUGGUGAUGGGUUCAUAUUAUAAUGCAUCACUGGUGAAUUCCGAGUCUGUGCAAGUUGGAUCUCAAAGAUGUUUUCCUCAUGGAAGAUUUCUGCAAAUUGAAGGAAUUUCUGGCACCUUUUUUCAUGUGUAAAUAAUCAACUCUUGUUCUCUUUUCAAUUCUUUUGUACAAUAGAGAAAUAUGCAAAUGCUGUGGGAAUGUGAUGAGAGGACAUGUCCCUCCCGGUUUAAACAAAAGAAGAUGUUUUCACAUGUAUUUUCUUUAUAAAGGAAAGUAAUGGGUUCAAUUCUAA
Vicia villosa (hairy vetch) is the source of this 859-nucleotide messenger RNA. Its product is annotated as zinc finger CCCH domain-containing protein 18-like. The record is from RefSeq and is a predicted model, not a curated record. Gene Ontology annotation, molecular function: nucleic acid binding. Bases 196 to 564 code for a protein of 122 amino acids. The transcript is spliced from 4 exons. NCBI's taxonomy places the organism in Eukaryota, Viridiplantae, Streptophyta, Magnoliopsida, Fabales, Fabaceae.